Molecule: messenger RNA, 2119 nt
Organism: Sesamum indicum (sesame)
Lineage: Eukaryota; Viridiplantae; Streptophyta; Magnoliopsida; Lamiales; Pedaliaceae
Product: protein neprosin
Source: RefSeq, a predicted model, not a curated record
UUCUCCAUGUCAGAACACAGCACCAAGAAACCAGAAUCUCACUGUGCCUGUGCGUGUGUAAUGUGUGAGAGAGAAAGAGAGAGGGAGGAGAGAGAGAGUUAUAUAGUUGUUUUCUAUCUGUCAAUUGAGGUUUUAAAAUAAAGUAUAGAAAUUGGUGAGUUUGAGCAAAGCAAGCCUCUUUUUAACUUUUCCUUUGAAUGGUUUCUGCCAGUUUUUUUCUCAUUUUCUUGUUUGUAUGGAAGUGGUGGUAGCUGCAGUUGAGCUUCCAUGGACAAAAUUUUGGAAUGAGCCCUCUUGUUUCCUUGCAGCUCUCAUCACAUUACAAGACAACAACAGCAACAAAUGCAUACAAACACAACCACCUUGUCAUCACAAGUAAAAACAAGCACAAUUGUACACACAACAAAUAUGGCUUCUUCCAAAUCUCAGACAACCAAACUCCCAAUCAUUUUCACCUUUGUUUCUUUCCUCUUCAUUCUUUCUUCCUCAACUACUUUUGUCUGUUCCAAGCCCCUCGUGUCGACAGACGGCUCCAAUAGCCGUCUGCCUGCCCAUCAAACAUUCCGGCCGCGCCGUGAAUUGCACAAGUUGAAGAGAAUAAGAAGUUACCUUAGAAAGAUCAACAAGCCUGCUGUCAAGACAAUUCAGAGCCCUGAUGGUGAUAUAAUUGAUUGCGUUCAAUCUCAUCUUCAACCAGCUUUUGAUCAUCCUCAGCUAAAAGGGCAGAAGCCAUUGGAGCCACCAGAAAGGCCAAAGGGACACGACUCCGUUGAGUCGAUAGCAGAGACGUUACAGUCCUGGAGAGAUGCCGGCGAAUCAUGCCCAGAAGGAACGAUUCCAAUAAGAAGAAUAACAGAGAAAGAUGUUUUAAGGGCUAGCACGAUUCGUAGAUUCGGAAGAAAAAUCAGACGGGGCGUCCGUCGAGACACGAUGAGCAGCGAUCAUGAGCAUGCAGUGGCAUUUGUGAACGGGGAUCAGUAUUACGGAGCAAAGGCAAGCAUAAAUGUGUGGGCACCGCGUGUUACCGACCAAUAUGAAUUCAGUCUGUCACAACUAUGGGUCAUUUCUGGCUCAUUCGGGAAUGAUCUUAAUACCAUUGAAGCUGGCUGGCAGGUCAGCCCGGAGUUAUAUGGAGACAACUAUCCUAGGUUCUUCACGUAUUGGACGACUGAUGCAUAUCAAGCAACGGGAUGCUACAACUUACUAUGUUCAGGCUUUGUCCAAAUCAACAACAAAAUCGCUAUUGGAGCAGCAAUAUCUCCAAGGUCAUCUUACAAUGGCAGACAGUUCGAUAUUGGCAUUAUGAUCUGGAAGGAUCCAAAGCACGGGCACUGGUGGCUUGAGUUUGGGUCGGGGCUGCUCGUGGGAUAUUGGCCAUCAUUCUUGUUUAGUCAUCUACAAAGCCAUGCAAGCAUGAUACAAUUUGGUGGGGAGAUAGUGAACAGCAGAUCAAUGGGGUAUCACACGUCGACACAAAUGGGCAGUGGCCAUUUCGCGGAUGAAGGAUUUGGGAAAGCUUCCUACUUCAGAAACUUGCAAGUCGUAGACUGGGACAACAGCUUGAUCCCUUUGUCUAAUCUACAUCUUUUGGCUGAUCAUCCAAAUUGCUAUGAUAUAAGAGCUGGGAAAAACAAUGCUUGGGGGAAUUAUUUUUACUAUGGCGGUCCGGGAAGGAACCCUAGGUGUCCAUAAUAUAAAGAAGAGAAUAAGUGAGUUUAAUCAUGUAGAGAUAACCCAUUAUUAUUAUUCAGUCAAGUAGUUUGGUUUUCUUGGGUUUUUUUUUUUUUUUUUGGUUUCGGCUUCAUUUUUUGAACCUCCUUCGCUAAUGGGUUGUACUUGGUAGGUUCUGGGACCUACUAGUCCCGGAAAAAAUCACCAUCGUCUAUGGAUGGGGUCUCACUCGAUGGAUGGUGGUUUGGAUCGGAAGCCGACCAAGUACUUCCCCUUCAUUUAACCUAGGCUUCUUCUUAAUUCACUUUCUACAUUCUUUUCAGACAAGAAAAGUCCUUUCCUUCUAAGUUCUAACAGGUUUGAUGUUCCCCCUUCAAGAACUUCAUGUAAAUGUUUGAGUUGUGAAACUGAUGAUAUGUAUACAAGAGGUUGUAUUUGCUCUUUCUCA